This is a messenger RNA of Labeo rohita (rohu), 3865 nucleotides long. RefSeq lists its product as uncharacterized. The transcript has 13 exons. The record is from RefSeq and is a predicted model, not a curated record. Lineage: Eukaryota; Metazoa; Chordata; Actinopteri; Cypriniformes; Cyprinidae. The coding region runs from base 228 to 2918 and encodes 896 amino acids.
CUUUCUGGGAAGCAGGAUUUAUGUCUCCGGGAAUGCGCGUGAAUUCAUCCAGAUUCACCGCCCACACGCGGGUGGAAGAGACCGACCGGAUCAGAUCGGUUCCGCCGCACAGCAAAAGUUACUGAAACUUCUCAAAACACUUUCAAACCCUUUCAGCCGGGCGUCGGGCGUCACGGUCCUUUUUCCAUCAGUCCUUGUUUAUUAUGGUAUGCUGAGAGUUUCUAGCCAUGCGUGUGGAGCUGAAUUUGCUGUGUGUGGCGUUAAUGUGCGUUUUCAAGCUGACGAGUUCAUGCUUGAUGAUCAGCGAGGUCAACUGUGACAAUCCCAAACUGGACACUCAGGAAUUUGUGGAGCUGUACUAUGAAGGUACAAAUCCUACUUCUCUGGAUGGAUACACACUUGUGUUCUACAACGGCAAAGGAGACUUUGCCUACCGGGUCAUCGACCUGACUGGACACUACACGGAUCAGCGAGGUUUCUUCGUAGUUGGCUCUUCCGAACUGACUCCCCGUCCCGCCAUCUCUUUUCCACCCAACUCCGUUCAGAACGGGCCUGACGCCAUCGCGCUCUACGGCCCCAACUGGGUGCCGGUUCCUGAAGGAGGAAACGUUUCAGGAGUGGGUUUGCUGGACGCCGUAGUGUACACUUCACGUAAAUCCGUAGAUGGCGCUGACGGCCUCGCGUCCGUGCUGACUCCCGGUUCGGUCCCGUACGUGGAGGAUGAAGCAGCUCUGGAGGGGGACGAGUCCAUUCAGCGCUGCUGGCAGUCCGAAAACCUGUGGACGUUCUACACCGGCCCGCCGACCCCCGCGUGGGUCAAUCACUGCCCGCCGCCGACCCCUGCAGGUAUUUGGAUCAAUGAAGUCGACCUUAGCGGGUCGGACUGGCGGGGUCACGUGGAGCUUAGCGUUGGCCAGGCAAACGGAUCAUUUUCUUUGGUGUUUUAUGAUGUUACUACGGAUCUGAUCAGCACGACUCUGGAGUUCAACGCAAAAGGGCCUGAAAUAUUCACCGUAUCUGUGAAUGCUGCAAGUUUAUCAGUGCCACAAAGUGCAGCACUGGCGUUGUAUAAAGGCCCGGCAUCUGCCUUCCCUAAGGACGGCCCCCUCAGCCACGAACAGCCAAUCGAUGCCUUUGUUUACAGUGACUCUACACACAAGCCCAGUGACAACCUCACAGAAACACUCGUCCCAGGGAGAAAACCUUUCAUACUCGCAGACAGUUUCCUCACAGCAGGUCUUCAUGUCAGUCGCUGUGGUGUUGCCGAAUGGACAAGAGAUCCAGGACUGUUUGUAGAAAGGCCUCGAAGUCCCGGAAAACCCAACGACUGCAUUUGGUUUCAGUCUUGUCCGCUUAACAUGACCUCUUUUUCAGUGUCAGGACGGAUCCAGCCCCCGAUUCAUAGCGACGUCGAUUUCCUGCUUAAUGAGAUCAACACUGACUCACCAGGAGGAGCUGAAGACGAGGAGUUUAUAGAGUUGUGGCAUCCGUCUGGCUUCCGUAUGUCGCUGGAUUUCAUCUGGCUGGUGAUGAUCAAUGGACAGACUGGAAUGGUGUACUAUGAGCUGGAGCUGAAUGGAUAUUACACGGAUAAUGACGGAUACUUCCUGAUUGGCAGUUCGAAGUUCGGUCCUGACAUUAGAAUCCCGCCGAACACUAUACAGAACGGGCCGGAUGCCAUAGUGUUGUAUCGCAGCAAGUCUCCGCCCUCUAAGGAGGGUCAGAAUAUUCCCAAAAGCGGUUUGCUGGACGUGGUGGUUUACCGCACUCGUGGGUCUGAUAAAAAGCUUUCGGAGCUAACGGAAGCGCUGACACCAGGACAGCUCCCUCUGCUGGAGGACAUCAGCGCGUUGCCCGAAGAUGAGACCCUCAGCCGAUGUGGAACCAAGAGAGUCAAUCUCAAUGCUUUCAGGGUCACUUCUCCCACACCAAGGAAGCAGAAUAACUGUCCUCCCAAACCCACCAUACCUCCGCCUCCUGAUAGUCUUGUCAUCAAUGAAUGGGGCGAGAUCUCCAGGGUAAACCAUUCACAGGGCACUUUAUUUUUGGAGCUGAGCGGCCCGCCGUCAACUCCAUUGAAUGGACUUGUUGUGGUGUUUUUUGGAGAAGACAAUAUGGAACUGAGUGUCCCGCUCACUGGCAGCACAGGAAGCGACGGAUUCUAUCUGGUCACCAAUGACUCUCGUGCAGAUCAGGGUUUGCCAGAGUUUACCAAGGAUGUGGGUGCAGUCAUGUUGUGUUUUGAGGCGUCAGGAUCAGGUUCUUGUGGGAAUGACUCACGUCGUCUGGACUGGCUAGUUUUUUCCGACGACCCAAAGUUUCAUCAAAUUAUCCACCACAACGAGACGUCCUUCGUAUUCACAUUCUUCGAUGUGGGUUCUUUAUCACGAUGUGCAUCAGACGGGCCACUUCUCUGGAUCAUAUCCCAGGCGACGCCACGCCUGCCGAACCGCUGCCCGAGUCCCGCUUUCUCCAGCUCUGUGGAUCUGUGCCUGCAGCCAGACAGCAACAAUUGGCAGAGCGGAUCAGGACAUUGUGGCCAGGAGGAGUUUGCUGUUUUAUUAGAGCAGUCGUGUGAGUGUGGGAUCUCAAGUUUGCAUGUUAAAGGUGUGAAUGUGUCUUGUAAGGCGGGUCGGUUGUACGCACAGGGGCCUGUUCUUGCUGUUUCUGGCGAACAGAGGGAUCAAAUCACUGAGACUAUUGAAAAGGACAACAAGCUAUUGUGUUCAGGUGAACAGGAGCGACAGGUUCAUGGAGCGGGGUCGUCGGUCGCGCUGCAGGUCGGGCUUGUGCUCGCGGCGCUCCUGCUGUUCGCUCUGGGAGCUGCACUGUUUGUCUACUUGUACAAAAAAAGGCGCCCUGCUGACUACCUCUCCAUGCAGCUGAGCGAACAGGCCGAGACGCCGCUCGAUCUCUAAUGUGUGUGUGCGUGAGCGUGCGUGCGAGUGUGAAUGAAUUUACGCAGGAUCAUGAGCACUUGAGUGGUUGUUUGUUUGUUUGUUUGUUUGUUUGUUUGUUUUAUAAAGAUGACUGUGUUUUACUAUAGAUGAAUGCAGGCUCACGGUUUUAUCAAAAUCACUGACUAUGCAAUGAAAAUAUUCUGUUUGAUCUCUUCAGCAUUUUAUCAAAUGUUCCAAAAAUCAUCAUGACUGCAGUUAUUUGCCAUACAGAGUCUUUCCUCCUUCAUGAGUCAUUCUGCAGGUGUUGUGUGUGUUUUAUGUUUACAGAUUGUCUUUUAUGCAUCUGCACAGUAUUAUCAGUUGUUCUCAGGGUCGUCAGAUCAGCGUUUGUGUGCAGUAAAGAGCAUCUGACCACAGACGCAUUUCAGUGCGUAGAACUAGUGUGCCAUUACGGUAAGACAGAGCAAAAAAAACAUGACCUUAAGUACAGUUUGCGCAAUUGAAUUUCCAUUCUCAGUUGUUUAGUGAUCUUUAUUGAACAGCCCGUUAUUUAGAUAUUAGAGUGUCUUUUGUCACCUAACUGUCGUUGUAGACCUGGCAGUGCUCGUGACACUGAACUUUAAGGACCAGUCAAGACAGUCAGCUCAGCAGUUUUCAAGACGUAGAACAGAAAGUCCCACACAGGAAAUAAAGGGUCGAGAAGACAAGGUAUAAUGCCGAUUGCUAUUUUUGUCAGAGUAGAAGUGUAGAAUAGCAAUUGUGUUCCAUUAUGUUCGUUUUUGAAGGGGCUUUUAUUUUUGUUUUUUUGCAGUUUUGCAUUUUCACUGGUUCCUCAUAUGGUUUUUAAUGUAAUUGAUUAUUGAUUUAGUCUUUCACCUUUGACUUUGAUCCGUCUUAUGUACAUUUGGCAGAGGAAAUGUUAUAAAAUGCAAUACAAUCACAAUAAAUGUUUCUUUUUUUGUUAA